CGUCCAAAUUUCUCCUUAUUCCUCCCAAACUCCCAAGGAAGAGACACCACGAAAUAUGAACCGAAACAGACGGGACGGCGGAGAAGAUGAGAACGGUUUACUGUGGAAGCUUCCAGUUCUGAAAUCUGCCCGACUCGGAAAGUUAGGCCCCGCCUUCGGUUUGGGCGUGGGCUGCGGCGUCGGCUUCGGCGUCGGCCUCGUCGGAGGUGCUGGAUUUGGUCCGGGAAUUCCAGGAUUACAAUUUGGCUUUGGUCUUGGUGCUGGAUGUGGAGUUGGCUUAGGAUUUGGCUAUGGUGUUGGCAGGGGCAUUGCCCAAGAUGACAGAAGGAGAUACUCUAACGUUGGGGAUCUAUUACACGGUCAAGGUCAUCAAAGUAUUUUUUCUCAGGAUGAGAUUGGUGCACUUGUUGACGAGCUUGUCGUUAACACAAGAAGGCUUAUCCGAGCUACUUCGAGGGAGAUUGACAAGUGGAGAAGAUGAGAUGACUAAUCUGUUUUUACAUUGUACAAGUCCAGUUCCAUAAUUAGAAAGUACAAUCAAUCAAAAUCAUGCUAGUUGGUUAUGGUGUUAUUAUAUAGCCAAUUUAAAGUACAGCUCUUUGGUAAGAUGCAUUUGGUUGCCCCAAAUGCAUCGUGUGCAGUCUCAAAAUAUGGAAUAGUUAACUGCAGAAGUAGCUGUUCCAUUAGAGGAUGGUUGUUUCAUUUGAGCUUUUUCUGCCUCAUUAUGAUGUGCACUUUGUAUAUCACACCAAGCAAUGGAGACAAUUUGAUUUUUUUGUCAUAGUGUUGGUUAGCUGAGUUGACAUCAGUUAAGCCAAUUACUCUGUCUUAGCCUUUCGUUUUAA
Molecule: messenger RNA, 845 nt
Organism: Momordica charantia (bitter melon)
Lineage: Eukaryota; Viridiplantae; Streptophyta; Magnoliopsida; Cucurbitales; Cucurbitaceae
Product: glycine-rich protein
Source: RefSeq, a predicted model, not a curated record